AUGGCCGCGGACGCAUCGCCGGACCAGCGACUCCCGCUGAAGGGAGCACAAACAGCGAGGACAACUGGAGAACUCCGGCAGCCGUGGAUGUCCUGUCGAGAGGUGGUGCAGCUGGUUGGUCUUGCGUUACUAUUUUGUUUCCUUCUUUUGCUUGGGGGUCUUCUCUUGGCCGCAACCGUGCCGACCGAGCCCGAGUACUCGAUCGCCAUCACCGGCGCUGAAGGGCUGGACCCAGCGCGGGACCUCAGGAGCUUCGACCGGCGGCCGAGGCUCUCGCCCGUGUUCAACCUCACCGUCCACAUCGAGUUGCUCGACGACAGCUACUAUCGAGCGUGCAUCGGUGGCCACCAGGCGAAGAUUGCCGUGUCCUACGGCGGCGCGCUACUGGCGGAAGCAGAAGGGCCCCUGCUGCCGGAGCUAUACGUCGGACCUCGUCAAGGGCGCGGAGCCAACAUCACGGCGCGUGGCGUCGACGUGGCGGUGCCACGGUUCGUGCGCGACCGCCUCGCGGCAGAGCUGGAGCGGAGCGACGCGGCAUUUGACGUUGUGGUGAUGGCACCGCGGUAUGACCGUCAGGUGCUUGCCUGCAAGGCCAUGAUCGGAGCGGGUCUACGCGCCUGCGAUUUUCAGUACUACUACUAG
Triticum turgidum subsp. durum (durum wheat) is the source of this 642-nucleotide messenger RNA. Lineage: Eukaryota; Viridiplantae; Streptophyta; Magnoliopsida; Poales; Poaceae. The record is from the annotation of a GenBank genome assembly.